CUUUCCACACAUCUCCUCCUUCACUUAAAAUCUUUUGACUCUCUUCUCAAUAGUUCUCUCCUUCCUUUUGCAGCCUUUUUCUCAUAACCUUAAAGACACCAUACACAAAAUUUCAACACUUCCCUUUUGCUUCUUACAACCUUUUUAAUUUCUCCACCAUCAUUGUGUAAGAAUAUUUAUAUUUAUCACAUCAUAAGGAAUGGCGUCUACCUCAAUGUCCUCUCGUGGGUCUGCUUCUUGGACUGCUGAGCAGAACAAAGCCUUCGAGAAGGCUUUGGCCGUGUACGAUAAGGACACACCUGAGCGUUGGGCCAAUGUCGCCAGAGCUGUUGGCGGCAAAACUGCUGAUGACGUUAAAAGGCACUAUGAGCUUCUUGUUCAGGAUGUCCGCUAUAUUGAAUCCGGUCAAGUUCCCUUCCCCAAUUACAGGACCACCGGCGGCUCCAGGAGAGGGUAAAAAAAAAAAUGAAGGUGCUGUGAGCUACAAGAAGCAUCAAUAGCACUACUCAAUUUAUUUUCCAGGAUUUUCUUUGAAGCUGUGCUCGUUCACUUUAGUCUAUGUUCUACUAGUACACCUACUUCAAGAAUCUUUUUAAUUACUUUUUGUCUUUUUCUCUUUUUUUUUCUGUGGUCUAUUUUAUAUUAGUGGUAAUAAUAAUAUAUAAAUGUAUCAGAAUAAGGGAAGGCACUUUGAAUCUUGUGAUUCUCACGUGCUUUUCACUGUAUAAGCUUGCAUAAUAAAUAUAUAUUUUGUUUAAUAAUAA
Messenger RNA from Manihot esculenta (cassava), 764 nucleotides. RefSeq names its product protein RADIALIS-like 1. The record is from RefSeq and is a predicted model, not a curated record. The transcript has 2 exons. Bases 200 to 457 code for a protein of 85 amino acids. Lineage: Eukaryota; Viridiplantae; Streptophyta; Magnoliopsida; Malpighiales; Euphorbiaceae. Gene Ontology annotation, molecular function: DNA-binding transcription factor activity.